GGUUUUAGCCCAACUACUACGCAAAAUAUCUUAAUUUUUUUCCUCCGAUGAAUUAAUCCAAAUGAACACGUGAACAAUAAAAUUCACACAAUUUUAUAGUUUCAUUUUCACCAAUUCACCAUCCCCAUCAAACCCCUCCCAUUUCCUCUUUCCACGCCCGACCAGAUCUAUCGGAUUUGCAAUCAAAUCCCAAUCCAAAUUUCCCACAAAAAUGUUCCUCUUGGACUGGUUUUAUGGGGUCUUGGCCUCCCUCGGACUGUGGCAAAAAGAGGCCAAGAUCUUGUUUCUUGGCCUCGAUAAUGCUGGCAAGACCACCCUUCUUCACAUGCUCAAGGACGAGAGAUUAGUGCAGCAUCAGCCAACGCAAUAUCCCACCUCGGAAGAGCUGAGUAUUGGGAAAAUUAAGUUUAAGGCGUUUGAUUUGGGGGGUCAUCAGAUCGCUCGUAGAGUCUGGAAGGAUUACUAUGCCAAGGUUAUUAGCUCAAUGGCAUUGAGCUUGGAGGUUUACGGUGUGCUUCUUUCACCACAGUAGUUUGAGCUUUAUGCUAAUUUCUAAUUUUACAAUCUGAGUUUGUCUCUGACUCAUACUUUUCUGUUUACAAAUCGAACUUAUUAUGCCUUUGCUGCGUAGAUGGCAUUUUCAGAUAGUAAAAUAUAAGUUUAAUGUUAAGGUAGGAAAAAUCGGGCUGUGUGCUUUUUCAGUGCUCGUAUCCAAAUAGCAUUGUAUAAAACUUUCCUUUCCGAUCUUGCAAAUUUAUAUGCCACCAUCUGAAAUAUCACUUGAAACAAUUAUAUAUAUCCGGUCAAUAAAACAAGGUGAUUUUUCUCCAACAUUGGCUGUUGGUCUAUCUUUAUGACUCCCUUCUUCUAUGGUUUAAUCUUGCAUACGUUGUUCAUUACCUUACUGACCAAUAUCCAACAUAUGAAGUGCAUUCCAUGUAUAUUGUG
Molecule: messenger RNA, 948 nt
Organism: Olea europaea var. sylvestris
Lineage: Eukaryota; Viridiplantae; Streptophyta; Magnoliopsida; Lamiales; Oleaceae
Product: GTP-binding protein SAR1A-like
Exons: 3
Coding region: 212-532 (106 amino acids)
Biological process (GO): membrane organization; intracellular protein transport; endoplasmic reticulum to Golgi vesicle-mediated transport
Cellular component (GO): COPII vesicle coat; endoplasmic reticulum exit site
Molecular function (GO): GTPase activity; GTP binding
Source: RefSeq, a predicted model, not a curated record